GUGCUGUUGUAAGUGGUAGGAGCAAAAGAUUAUGCCUAAAACAUUGAUGUAUCAAUUAGCUUUCAAAUGCCUAAUUUAGAAAAAAAAAUGCUAUUAAGGACUUGCUAUUAACUUUCCAUUAAUGCUAGCAGAAAUGAAUUUCUCACAUCUACUUUUUCCGCUUUCCUUCCCGCAAUCAACAGUUUUCUUUUCCUUUCUCAGAAGGUUUUUCAAACUGAAAUAUCUGUGUAUUGACUCACUUGUGGAGAGAGUCAACUCUCUGUUUCAAUUAUGAAUGAGAUUCAGAAGAGUUGUAAGUUCAAACUGCAACUCUCUGGGCUUUGGAAGACUCCCUCUCCAUUCACUUUCCACCUGUCAAGACUUGCAUAGCUCAAAGUUAACCAUCAACAUAUCCAAUCUACAACAUUGUGCUGUUCUCACUGAAGGCAAGGGAAGUUUCCAUUGGCUGUUUCUACAAGGUCCAGUCUUGCAAAGUUUAUUCUCUUUGUGGAGAAAAAAAGCACUGUCCUGUCCUGUGGCUUUCAGAACAAGCAAGAGCAAUUCAAUUGCAUUUUUUUUUUGGAGAAGAAGUGAGAAGUAACUCAAGAAAAUGACUCUGAGGAUUUUUUUUGUGAUGUUGAUCAUGGAAUCUGCCACUGGGAAGCUGUGUCCCAUUCGCACCUCCAUUGAUGUUCUAGAAGGGGAAUAUUUUUUCCUUUGUUACGUUGAGUCAAGGCAAGAACAUUUUCAGGAAGCAGCAUCUACAAUAAACUGGUACAAAGAAAGUGCUGGAAAACAGCAAGUGAUAAAGCAAACACGCAGAAUUGUUACACAAAUGAACCUUCUGGAGUUUUGGCCCGCUGAACUCAGUGACUCUGGGAAUUACUCUGUCAUUCAUAGCAAUGGAAAACAAAAUGUCACAAUUCAAAAGUGGACACUGAAUGUACUUGAAAGAAAUAAAAGCAGCUGUUUCAAUGAAAAUCAUUUAACUACAGAGAUUAAAAGUGCUGGAACUGGUCAUUCACUGAAAUGCAGCGAUUUGUCUGUCUAUGAAAAUGACAGCAUAACAUGGUAUAAGGACUGUAAGAAUUAUGAACAUGAAACAGAGAAGGAACUAAAUUUUAGAGCCUUAACAGUACAGAACUCUGGGAUAUAUACCUGUAAAAUUUUAAUCAGUCAUGAAGGAACAAUAUAUCACAGCACAAAUACAAUUAAACUUGUAGUAGAAGAAGACGCACCGGAGGCUUUUACUUUGGAGAUACUUGGAACUCAUGAAAAAUUUGAAACAGAAAUAGGUAAAGAAGAGAUACUCAAUUGCACAGGUUCCUUGGGUUAUUAUAUGCGAGAAGAUGCCAGCCUCUACUGGUUAAUUAACCAAACGUUUCCAGAACAAUGCACAGGUAUCCCUGAGAAUGAACCUUCAAUAUGUGAAGAAGAACUCAAAACACUACAGUUGGGAAAGAAGUUCUAUAUCACAAGGCUACUACGGAUUAAAAAAGUAAGAGAUGAGGACAUGCAUCAUAAUUUCACCUGCAUGUUGCAAGCUGAUGAAAGCACACAGAUAAAAAUAGUAAAACUGAAGAAAGGGAAGAUUCAAGACUUGCCAGUGCAUGUAUUUACCACUGGAAUGGUCCUUGCUCUGCUAUUUCCAUUUGUUGCCAUGGCUGUGGUGUUUGUGUUUGUGAUGUUUAGGGUCGACUUAGUUCUAUUUUACAGAAAUAUUUGCAGGAGAGACGAUACUGCUGGAGAUGGAAAAGAAUAUGAUGCGUUUGUGUCUUACUUGAAAGACUGUGUUUCUCCUACUGAAGAAGAGAGAGAAUUUGCUUUGAAGGUAUUGCCCAUGAUAUUAGAAGAAAACUUUGGGUACAAGUUAUGUAUAUUUGAGAGGGAUGUAUUCCCUGGAGGGGCACUCAUUGAUGACAUCCAUUCAUUCAUUGAUAAAAGCAGAAGAUUAAUCAUUAUACUGAGCCAGAACUACAUUUCUGACAGAGCCAUAUAUGAACUUGAGAGUGGACUGCAUAAAGCCCUAGUUGAAAGAAAAACUAAGAUCAUAUUAAUUGAAUAUAUGCCUAUAAGUGACUACAAUUUCUUGCCAGAAUCACUGUCACUUUUACCAUCAAAAAGGGUGGUGAAAUGGAAAAAAGAUAAAUCUCUUCCCGUGAAUUCCAGAUUUUGGAAGAACCUUCGGUACCUGAUGCCAGCAAAACCUAUCAAGACAAAGACCAAAGGGCACUAUAGUAAUCUUGACUUAGGCUCAGAAGCUCCUCAACCCUGGACUGAGGGCUGUGACCCUAAUGCAGUUAUAUAACAAUUCUGGAGACAGAAGAUGCAGCAGAAAACUGCGUGUUUUACUAACUAAUAGAACUAAAUAAACUAAUAUUUUGGGAAAUAGCUGAUUUAGAGGCCAGCUCUGAGAUCUGAUAAGAAUGCAGAAGUCACUGCAGUGGCCAGGAUGAUGUUAACCCCAACUGAUAAAUCCUAUUCCAGAGAAGGCUUCCUCAGCAAUCUGCACAAGAAAUAGAAGUUUCAUUCUGCUUAGGACUUACCAUAAGGCAUGAAGCACAAUGAAAAACAUUUUUAUUUCAUUAUUUUCAAUGACGUAGAAAGAUGCUAUUUUUACUUGCAUAUUCUUUUUAGGGCCUACAACAAAUAAAUCAGUACUUGCAAUCUCUUAUUAAGAUGCUCUUUGUUUUGUACUUUGGUAUUUUCUAAGGAUUGUAAGUAGACCUAAAUAGCUCCUGCCUUUAAGAGCUUGGCAUGCAGGCUUUGGGCAACAUCAAUUAUAAAAAAACCCAAACCAAUAGAGAAAAGGGAGGUUAGAAAUAGGGCAGUUUUGGAUAGUUUAACAGCAUUUACAACUGAAUUGCACAUGUUCUACAACUGGGAAUUAUUUGAAGGAAUGGUAAAGACUGUUUACAUCCUAUUUCACUGAAAAGAUUACAAAUGCUCAUUUUAACAGGGGGAAGAGAGGGGUGGGAUAGAAAUAUCAGUAUUUUGCUAAUGUAUGCUGAUGCCACACUGGAACCAACUGCGCAGAGAGGUUGUAGAGCCUCCCUCAGUGGAGAUAUUCUUUAACUGACUGGACAUAAUUCUGUGCAAUGUGCUCUGGGAUGACCCUGCUUGAGCAGGAGCUCAGACCAGAUGUCCCACUGUGGUGCCUUCCAAACAGACCCAUUCCAUGUUUCUGUUAUACCCUGAGCUGUCUUCAGCUGCUGCAUGUAGGGGAUUUAGGUGAAAAGUAGCUCUUCAGUGUGUAUAUACACUCCUAAUCCUUUGGAACUCCUCUCUUAAUAAUAUUUUUUAAAACAAUGUUAGAAGAGCUAUUCAAAACUAUGCUAAUCCUCCCUUACUAUUAGCUGCCUGACAGAAGAUAUCAAUCUGACAUAAAAAUAUCCUGGAUAAAAUGGAACCAUAUUUCCUCCAAGCAUCAGUAGGGAAAAGUGAAGGGAGAAUCACUUCCAAAAUCUUUUGUCAGGUUUUUAGGAGACCAUCAAGGCUCUGCCCACUCUUCUCAUUGCCUUGCAUGCCAUUACUGCUAGUUUUGAGAAGGCAUCUCUUUUACAGUGAUACUUAAUUCACAGAGGUGGAGGAGCUCCAUUACCUUCUCAGUGCACUUGAAAACACAAUUGAGUGUUGAGUGUCAUGACAAUGUCUCAAGUUUCAUGGGAAUGAAACAUUGAUUGUCAAAUAUCCUUUCAUCAUGCAUAGUUUCUGGAAGAUGUUUAGGUAAAAGGCUAAGUAUAGAUUUCCAAAAUGGGAGACAACACUGUUUCCAGGUUAACAGGUAGAUGGAAAAGGAUCAAAGAAAUAAGGCAAACAUCUGUAGUGACCUUCAGAUCAGCUCUAGGAGGUCUCCUUUCUGUCAGACAACUAAAGAGUUAUGUAAAUGUGGUUCAUAGUCAAGAAAUCAUUCUCUGGUGUAAGCUUUUACUGAAGAAGAUUUCUCCUCUGGAGAUGCGUGCCUUUACAUUUCCAAAUCUCAAUACUUUCACAAUGUUCAGUUCUUCUCUACCAGUAUUUCCCAUGUUUUCUAGUCACAGAUAAGUUUGGACAUUCUCUGUCAGCACAGAAAUGCCAUCAGACAUACUAGGCACAUCAAUAUUCUGGCCAAACAUCUUACAGAAAUGUUAGUAACUCUCCUAAUACUUAACUGAGUUAUUAAACUUUCUCCUCAGCCAUGCAGUUUUUAAUAUAAUGUUGUCAAUGUAUUGCCUAACAAAUUAAAGGUCAAACAUAUUUUAUUACACAUGUGACUAUGGAUGGUGCCCAGGGUUUGUUAAUAGCUCUGGACCAAGCCUACCUUCUAUGAGAAUCAGCUCCUAUAAAUUGAAAUGGAAUUUGUCAUGGAUGCCCCCUCACCUCAGCUUGGAGAGACAAUGUGACUGCAUAUACCUGCUAGACCUCAUGAAGAUGUACCCUAAACCUGUGACACCACACUGAAUUUGACUGCCCUGAGAUUUUACAGAAUAGCAGAGGAUUACACAUAUCCUCUGUUGAAAGCUAAAUGGCAUAAUCUCCCAAGUUGUUUGAAUGCCAGCAAAGCAGACAUACAUUGAAUGACUCAACAUCUGUAAAAGUGGAAAUGUUUUUGCACAAAAGGGUAUCAUGGAACAGUCCCUUUAUAGAGGAUCCUCACUGCCCAUGAUGCAGUGGUGAAGGAGGACAAGGGAAAUUAAGGAUCAUUGGUAAAGGGGAACAAGGGAAAUUAAGGUUAUACAUACUCAUACUAAUGCCAGAUAUUGUUCUUAUUGCUUUUAUAUUAUGAAUUAUUGACAUUAAUCAGACCUUGGAAAUGCCUGAUUUUUGUUUGCCAGUCCAUAGAGAAAAGGAACUGCUAAUAUUACUUUUGUAGACUGUAGUUGUAAUAAUUUGCCUCAUCAUGUGUAAGUGAAUUAACAUGAUAGUUGGUUUGAGGUAAUCGGUCAUUUGGUUGGAGGUAAUGGGUCAUUUCAGUGAUUCAUACUGUGGGUUUUGUUCACUUUUGCACUUAAUAAAACUAUAUUUCUCCUUC
Messenger RNA from Passer montanus (Eurasian tree sparrow), 4990 nucleotides. RefSeq names its product interleukin 18 receptor 1 (gene IL18R1). NCBI's taxonomy places the organism in Eukaryota, Metazoa, Chordata, Aves, Passeriformes, Passeridae. Gene Ontology annotation, molecular function: interleukin-18 binding; interleukin-1 receptor activity; interleukin-18 receptor activity. The transcript is spliced from 12 exons. The coding region runs from base 590 to 2287 and encodes 565 amino acids. The record is from RefSeq and is a predicted model, not a curated record. Gene Ontology annotation, biological process: interleukin-18-mediated signaling pathway; positive regulation of type II interferon production.